GGACGAGGGGCAGCUGGGGCGGGAAGGCUGCCUCAUGGGCUGCAGGUCCUGCCUGUCAUGGCAGGCAGCAUGGAGUCAGCAGUAGGCACAGUGUGGGCCCAAGUGGCCCAGUGUGGCCGUUAGAACUGGUGGUGCCUGGUCCCAACAGCCGCUGGUGGGUCAAGAUAACGGGUCAAGAUAACAGCCUCUACAAGGAAAGGCAGGGCAGCAGGGGGAGCCAUGCAGGAUCCAAAUGAAGAUACUGAAUGGAAUGAGAUACUGAGAAAUUUUGGAAUUCUUCCUCCAAAAGAAAAACCGAAAGAUGAAAUUGAAGAAAUGGUUUUACACUUGCAGAAGGAAGCAGAAGUGAAACCAUAUGAAAGAAUGAAUCUUAAAGAAUUAAAGGAAGCUGAAGAUGACUUUGAUGAGGCUGAUAGGAAGGCUGUUGAAAUGUACAGGCAGCAGCGCUUCCAGGAAUGGAAAUGUCUUCAGAGGAGGCAAAAGUAUGGGGAGCUAAGAGAAAUUAGUGGAGAUCAAUAUGUAAAGGAAGUUACAAAUGCUCCUAAGGAUGUUUGGGUCGUAAUUCAUCUUUAUCGGUCAAGCAUCCCAAUGUGUUUACUAGUUAAUGAACAUCUCAGCCAGCUAGCCAGAAAGUUUCCAGAAGCCAAGUUUGUCAAAGCCAUUGUGAACAGCUGCAUUCAGGAUUACGAUGAUACAUGCUUACCCACAAUACUUGUAUAUAAAUCUGGUGAAAUAAAAGGCAGAUUCAUAGGAGUAGCUGAAUGUGGGGGGAUAUAUCUUAAAGUGGAAGAGCUUGAAUGGAAACUAGCAGAAGUUGGAGCAAUUGAAACUGACUUAGAAGAAAACCCCAAAAAGGAAACUAUAAAUAUGAUGACAUUGUCAAAGCAAAAUACUUCUGCUCGUGAAAACACCAAUACAAAAAGCAGCGAUGUGCUGAAACCACAUAUUACUUGAGAAGAAAUUUUUAAUGUGGAUAAUCUGUUCCAACUUAAACUAGCUGAAAUAUAGCCUUUAAAUUCCCUUUGUAGACCUGAAACAAUAAAAGAGAGCUUUUCUUCCA
This is a messenger RNA of Cygnus olor (mute swan), 1060 nucleotides long. It is a transcript of the gene PDCL2, whose product is annotated as phosducin like 2. Gene Ontology annotation, biological process: protein folding. NCBI's taxonomy places the organism in Eukaryota, Metazoa, Chordata, Aves, Anseriformes, Anatidae. The transcript is spliced from 6 exons. Gene Ontology annotation, cellular component: cytoplasm. Bases 220 to 954 code for a protein of 244 amino acids. The record is from RefSeq and is a predicted model, not a curated record.